Molecule: messenger RNA, 3234 nt
Organism: Nicotiana attenuata
Lineage: Eukaryota; Viridiplantae; Streptophyta; Magnoliopsida; Solanales; Solanaceae
Exons: 7
Coding region: 230-2899 (889 amino acids)
Biological process (GO): SCF-dependent proteasomal ubiquitin-dependent protein catabolic process
Cellular component (GO): SCF ubiquitin ligase complex
Source: RefSeq, a predicted model, not a curated record
ACCAAUGCCCAUAUAAACUCCUCAAACCUGCUAAACCUCCCGCCACAACCUUCCGCCGUCGUUAACCGCUUCAACUGCCGCCGGAAACAUUCCCUUCACUACUGUACUCUCAUUUCCCGAUUUCGUCUUCAUCCUCACAAUAUCACUUCACUGUACCAUCAUUUUCGCUAUUGCUGGCAGUAGCUCGUCACUAAUUCCUCGCCGUCACUGCAUCAGAGGAUAAGAGAUAAUGGCGAUUUUGAGGUCUCGCGAAGUGACUCCGGCACUCAAGCCUAAAGCCUCUUCAAAAACCCUAGAAAAUGUUACUGUAUUGGAACCGGCAACUCCGUCAAAGUCUCUAGAAACUUCGAGCCAGCCUUUAUGUACUCCGAUUUCUUCUUCGGCUGGUCGUUCCAUUCCUCGUGUUGUUGCUCCAAGGAGGAGUUUGAGAUUGGCUUCUAAAACCAGUUUGAGCGAAAUUUUGAGUCGAAAAGGAAAUAGUAAGGAUUUUGAAAUUUAUAAUGAGUGUAGUGGUGAGAGUUUGAAGAGAGACAUUGAUGUAGAAAACACGGUUUUGGAUGAAUAUAAGAAUUUGGGGGUUUGGCGAAGCGAAGGUAUUGAAGAAAUAGGUUUGAAUAAAUCUGAUGUUAUAGGAAAUUUGGCAUUCUGUGAGGAGAGAACUGAAUAUGCUAAGAAGGGGAAAGGGAAGAAAAAACAAAGUAUAGAAGUGCAGGGAGAAGGGAACACUAAGUUUUUGAGUCUGCGGUCAGGCAAGAAAAUCUCAAAGAGAGCAGUUGAAGAAAGCAGUGGUGGCUCUGUUGGUGAGACUGAAAGUGUUGAGAAGGGUUGCGAUGAGAAGCUGUCUCAAGGAAAGCUAAGUGAAGGAAUGUCAAACAGUUGUGAUUCAGAAGGUGCCUUGAGCAAUAAGUUGGGGACAAGUUCAGAUGAGCCUUACAGUGUUAAGAGGAGGAGAUUCAGUAGAGAAGAGAAAUGUAAAGGCACAGUUUAUGAGCAGGGUUUGUCAGUGGUUCAUUCAGUAAACUUGGAAUCAGAGGAAACAUUUGGGAUGCCAUUUGAUCUCACAGUACCUCAGUCUGCCUGUUUUCCAACAGACGUGGAUGAUCAUGGUGAUGAGCAAGCUGCUAGUAUGCAAAAUGGUAAUUCAAAGACUAGAAGGAGGCUUAGCAGAGAGGAAAAAGGAAAAAAAGUGAUGGUUGGCGAUGAUUUGCCUCAUGGUGUUGAUACAUUGGAAGGAAAAUCCAAGCAAGGGGCGGAAAAACCCAUAAAUGAUAUUGUUUCAAGAGAUAUUAAUUUCUCAGAGGAUAGGACAUCUCAGGAUGGAGAACAGGUUGCAGAUGCCACUGCAAGCAUAACUGCUACUAGAGUGUCUACAUCAAGAAGAAGGUUUAGGGAUAUUGCCAGACGAAAUGCUUCCAGAUUUGCUCAUUUCUCUUCCCAAACGGAACAGGAUAUAAAUUCCACUGCUGAGGCUGCUGAGGAAAUUCCACAGGAGGAAGUGAACACUGUAGAAAGAGAAGACUGGCCUGGUCCAUUUUCAACUGCUAUGAAGAUUAUUAGAGAUCGUGAAACUAACAUCAAACGUCAGCAGGGUUCAUUUUCUGAGAAAAGUAAGAUUGAAUUGGUAUGGUUUCCCAAAAAGGACCAGCAGUGCCAAUCUAGAAAGCUGGUGGUUCCCUCACUACAAGACCUAUGCAUGGGCAUUUUAGUGAAAAAUGCAGAUGCAAUCACUUCACUUGAUUGUGUACCUGAUGCACUCAGGCACAGGAUUUGCCAAUCACUGUGCGAUUCUCGAAAAAUGACUUAUCAAUUUUUUGAACUUCUUACCCGCGGAUCUCCUACAGAGAUACGCAUAAGGGACUGUUCAUGGUUGGAUGAGGAGAAGUUCACACAGACCUUUGAAGCAUGUGAUACCAGCAACUUGGUGGUGCUUCAACUGGAUCAGUGUGGUCGCUGUAUGCCAGAUUAUAUCCUAUUGGCUACAUUAGCUCGUUGCCAAAACAAUCUCCCUGCACUAACUACCUUGUCCUUGAAAGGUGCAUGUCGUCUUUCCGAUUCUGGGCUGACGGCGAUCAUCUCUGCAGCACCUUUUUUAAGGUCAAUGGAUCUCAGCCAGUGCUCUUUGCUGACAUGUGAUGGAAUUAGCUGCUUAUCUAAUUCAUUGGGAUCAGUUCUGAGAGAGUUGUAUCUAGACGAUUGCGAAGCAAUAGAUCCCAUGCUUAUUCUACCAGCAUUGCUAAAGCUAGAACAUUUGGAAGUUCUAUCAGUAGCUGGAAUCCAGACUGUAUGUGAUGCUUUUAUUAAAGAAUUUGUCACUCAUCGAGGUCAGAGUCUGAGAGAGAUUGUUCUGAAGGGAUGCACGCAAUUGACUGACUGUUCUCUGAAAGAGAUUGCACAAAGCUGUCCUGGAUUACGCGCUAUUGACCUGAGUAACUUGCGUAAAUUGACAGACUCUGCAAUCGGACAUCUUGCCACUGGUUGUAGAGCAGUUGACAAGCUAAAACUCUGUCGCAAUGCAUUCAGUGAUGAAGCUGUUGCUGCUUAUGUUGAAACCAGUGGGGAGUCUUUGAAGGAAUUGUCUCUCAAUUUUGUCAGUAAGGUUUCACACAACACUGCAAUAUCACUAGCCAAAUGCUCAAAAAAUUUGAUUAGUCUGGAUUUGUCUUGGUGCCGCAACUUGACGAAUGAAGCCCUGGGACUGAUUGUUGAUAGCUGCUUGUCAUUGGAAGUAUUGAAAUUAUUUGGCUGUACUCAGGUUACUAAUGUUUUCUUGGAUGGUCACUCAAAUCCCAAAGUUCAGAUCAUUGGUUUGAAGAUGACUCCAAUAUUACAACACAUUGAGGCACCAGAUUCUCUGCAGCAAGGGCCAUUACGAUAUUCAGCAGUACCAUCUUUAUUCUGAUGAUUUUGUUCGAAGUUAAUUAUCGUAUUUGUUUCAGAAUGGAGUCAAUAUCUUCUGAAUGCCAGAAGUCAUAACCUCGCCUCACUUCCUUUGGACCUAGAUAACUUGUUUUGUGGUGUAAUGCAAGGUCCUGUUUGGUUGAAUGGCAAUUUUGCAAUGUUUAUGGAGAACUUCUCCCCUGUCUAAAUGGAAGAACAUAUUUUUAGCGUGGAUGAUAUUUGAUCCAACCAAAAAUUUAAUUCUCGUUCAGAAAUGUUGCGAUGUUUUGUAUUAAAUUUUUGCACUAUCAUGUUCUCGUUUGCUGGUGUUGGACUUGGAUGACGUGUUUGUGGCUU